AUGUCCUCUGGAACGGGUGGCGGUGCGAGUAGUAGUGCCGGUGGCGGUGGCGGAGCUGGCGCCGGCAGUAGCAGCAGCGGGAGUAGUAGCAGCAAAAAACGCCUCACCACACUAAACGGCAUCCCGACGAGUGUCGACGAUAAGACGAACGACUUUCUCUGUCCCAUCUGCUUCGACAUCAUCAGCGAGGCGUACAUCACGCGGUGCGGCCACACGUUCUGUCACCAAUGCAUCGCCCGUUCGAUCGACGUCGCGAAAAAGUGCCCCAAGUGCAACUAUCCGCUGGCGUCCCACGAGCACAUUGUGCCGAACUUUCUGCUGAACGAGCUCAUCACCAAGCACCGAAUGAAGAGCGGUGGUGCUGGUGGUGGCCUCCUGCAUCGGCACAAGUCCCUGCCCGGUGAUAACUCUCCCCAGUUGCAUUCGGGUGGUGCGAGUGGUGGUGGCGAUGCCGGCGGUGAAGGCGAUACUUUGAAGCACUUUCUGGCGACGGAGUCGAAGAAGUUGUCCCUCUCGGACGUGAACGUGAUGCUGGAGAUCCUGACCCAACGCAAGACGCUGCUCGAAGCGGAAUCGUGCGCUGCCCAAAACCGACUGCUGCACGAGUUUCUCAAACACCUGCUGAAGCAAAAGGAGCAACAGCAGCUGCAGAUUGCGAACGAGAUUUCGCUGAUCCGCAGCGAUCUGGUGGACGUCGAGAAGGUCCUGAAGGACGUGCAGAAAAGCUGCCCGACGGUGGCCGAGGUGGAGCAAAGCGUGCGCGACGAAAAGGAUGAGAAUGUGGUCGCGAUCAAGCGCGAGAUCAUACAGAUAAUCGAUACGAUCGAUAACAUUGCGGUUCCAUCCAACCGCUCGCUCAUCGAUGACACGUGUUCGAAUAUGACGGAAUCUUACGAAGGAUUCAACUUGCACGGACCACGCAGAGGGCAUGCAGGAGAAUCCGGCUCCGGGGGGUCGAUGUCCUCCACGUCGUCAUCGUUUCUGGCCCGAAAACAGCGAAUGUAUCAGCAUUUCGAUGACUUUGUCCAAUGCUACUUUGCGGCACGUAGCGAAGAUCUGUACUUCGCAAAGGAUCGCUCAUGUAGCUCCGACUCGCUGGGAGUUGGGGAGAGAUCUACCUCAAGUGGUGCUAGCAUUGGCACGGGAACGGCGGGAGCUGGCGGCGUCAGUCUUUCAAGCAGUAGAGCAACGGGACCAGCUCCGAUGGCCACGACCUCAAAUGCUUCCAGUCAGUCAACGCUUGAUACCACACGAUCGAGCGGGCGUUCGUCGCUUGACACAUUCCGGGAGAGCCUGAUCAAGUUCUCAAAGUACAGUGCAUUGCGUCCGCUUGCGACGCUUAAUUAUUCGAACGACACCAACUAUGUGUCUACGAUCGUUUCAAGCAUCGAGUUCGAUAAGGAUAGCGAAUAUUUCGCGAUCGCGGGUGUUACGAAAAGGAUCAAAAUAUUCGACUAUUACACCGCGAUCCGGGACGCGGCAGUGGACAUUAACUAUCCGAUCAACGAGAUGACUUGCAACAGCAAGAUAUCAUGCGUCAUCUGGAACAGCUACUUCAAGCAGGUGCUUGCCUCUAGCGACUACGAGGGUAUUGUUACGAUCUGGGACGUUCUAACGCGCACUCGGACGAAAACGUUUGAAGAGCACGACAAGCGGUGCUGGUGCGUGGAUUUCAACGAAGUCGACACGCGCCUAUUGGCGUCCGGUUCCGAUGAUGCCCGGGUGAAGCUGUGGUCACUGAACGUGGAUCAUUCCGUGGCCACGAUCGAGGCUCGUGCAAACGUAUGUUGCGUCAAAUUCAACCCAAAAAGCUCCUGUCAUCUGGCAUUCGGGACGGCGGACCACUGCGUCAAUUAUUACGAUCUGCGCAAUCUGAAGCAACCGCUGUGCCUUUUCAAAGGACAUCGGAAGGCGGUUUCGUAUGUAAAGUUUCUCAAUACGGAAGAAAUCGUGUCGGCAAGCACGGACGGUCAGCUGAAGCUGUGGAACAUUAAUUCUCCGCCGUUUUGCUUGCGCUCGUUCACCGGGCACAUAAACGAGAAGAACUUUGCCGGACUGGCGACCAACAGCGAUUAUCUCGCGUGUGGCAGCGAGGAUAAUUCUCUGUGCGUGUACUACAAAGGUCUUUCGAAGCAGCUGUUCAAUCUUAAAUUUUCGAGCUCCAACAGCGGUGCAAACGGUACAGGAAGCAGUAGCGCCAGCGGUAGUGGUGGUGGUGGUGGCGGUAGUGGCAUCGGUUCCAGCAGCUCCCGGACAAGCGGUCUACUGUCGGCAGAUAUGGAACGCAGCAAUUCCGAAGGAAACGAAUUCGUGUCGGCGGUGUGCUGGCGAAAGCAAAGUAACAUCAUCAUUGCCGGGAAUAGCGAGGGUGUAAUUAAGAUCCUCGAAAUAGUGUAGCAUGUACAUUAGUCCAAAGGCUGCCUCAUAUGUGAACACAACACCUAGACUAGAUGAGGGUAGGGUUUGUUGAAUCAUUCAUUAAUGUGUUGAAGAGCUACUGAUCGUUGUUUAAAAUGCUAGGAUAAGCUGUGGUAUAG
Anopheles nili is the source of this 2537-nucleotide messenger RNA. Its product is annotated as E3 ubiquitin-protein ligase COP1-like. The record is from RefSeq and is a predicted model, not a curated record. Gene Ontology annotation, biological process: proteasome-mediated ubiquitin-dependent protein catabolic process. The transcript has a single exon. Gene Ontology annotation, molecular function: ubiquitin protein ligase activity; protein binding. NCBI's taxonomy places the organism in Eukaryota, Metazoa, Arthropoda, Insecta, Diptera, Culicidae. Bases 1 to 2397 code for a protein of 798 amino acids.